AUGAGUCACAAAAGAUCCCGUGGGAAAUAUGAAGCCGACCUACAAACUCAACAAUCACCUUUCACAAUAUAUGGGACGCCACUACCCCCCCGUGACGGAGAUGUCCGAGACGGUGGUUUAUUUGUUCCCGUGUGGAAACAAGAGGUUAGGGACGAGAGAGGCUUAAAACGUCUUCACGGGGCCUUUACUGGAGGGUUCAGUGCCGGUUAUUUCAAUACAGUUGGAUCUAAAGAGGGCUGGACUCCUUCAACGUUCAUUUCAACACGUUCAAACCGGAAAAAAGAUGCCUCGAAUUCUGACUUCCAAAGACCAGAAGAUUUUAUGGACGAAGAGGAUAUCAGGGAUGCGGAAGAUUCACGAAGGGUAGAGACCGCAGUAGGAUAUUCCGGCUUUGCUUCAACCAUUGACGAUAAUCUGAGGAAAGAUGCAUUUGUAGACCUAAUACGGGUGGCUGGAGAAACUAUAGGAGUGAAACUGCUCAAAAAGAUGGGAUGGAAAGAAGGGCAAGGAAUUGGUCCAAGAGUGAGGCGUACGGCCCGAUUAGAUGAUCAUAAUUCAGUGGAGGAAAACAGUGGUGCAAUGCACCUUUUUGCGCCAGAAAAUACGCCUCUGAUCAAACUAGUGAAAAAGAAGGAUCGGUUCGGUUUAGGAUAUUCCAAAGAUUUAAGCAUACAGAACAGUAAAAGAUGUCAAUCUCCGACGGCACUGUCUGAUGAAGAGAACGUAAUUAUGAGUUUUCACGAGUCUAACAUUGUAAAAAAACAGCCCGCGAACAAGGGUUUUGGUGUUGGGAUCCUAAAUGACACAGGAUCAGACGAUGAAGAUCCAUAUGAAGUUGGGCCACAAAUAUCGUACAGUCGUAUCAUCCGAGGAGAAAAAAAAACGAAAAAGAAGUCGCAAAAGUUUGCUUGCACCCCAAGAUUAGUAUCAAAACCGGUGUAUAUACCUAAAAAAGCAAACUUAUUCAAGGGAUCAACAUUACAGAAAUGUCAUGAUGGGCGUUUACCUUUAGAUGGAUUUAUUAUAGGUAGUGGAGGUGAUACUUCCUCUCUUGUUUCAUUUCCAAGCAAGUAUAAGCUACCUGAAGUACCUAAGGACUGGAAACCUAAGCGAUCUAUGGAAAAAGUUGCUAAUAUUAAAUAUUUAUCGACAGCCGACGCAGCCAAAUUGUGUAAACUUAAUCAUAAAUCGAGGGCUUCAAUCCUAGGAGAGGUAGAACUUCCAGGAAAAUCAGUUUUUGACUUUCUUUCUCCAGCAGCUCGUGACCGAGUGGCUGCUGCCUCAGGGAAAGACAAUCUUCCGAAAGCACUGGGCGAGAUACCUAAAGAGUAUAGUAUGUCCAUAGAAGAACGUCAGAAAGAAUUACUCUCUCAAGUUCCAAAAUUAGACAAGCCUACUGCUGACGCUGCCUUGAGUCGUGGUGCAAACGGCUUUAUGCCUUAUGGUGGCGAUGAAGAAAAGCGAAGCAGAUACCGUCUGUACCUUGAAUAUCAAUCUGGUCUCAAUAAAUCACUCCCUUCCAAAAUCCCAAGCAUGUCUUCUGAAGACUGGCUCAAGGAACUGCGCGAAUUCUCAAAUUGCGCUCAAAUAUUUAAGCCUAUUUCUACUACGAUGGCUUCUCGCUUCGUCUCAUCAGCUACCGUACCACAGGUAAAUUCUGGCUCUAAUACCCCCCUGUGCAGAGAUAGAAGCAAGCUCGAUGACCCUGCUGAGCAGGCUGCUAAGCUAUCUAUGUAUGGGCCUCUUACGCGUAGCUCCAAGGAAUGGUCACCUACUCGCCUGCUUUGCAAAAGGUUCAAUGUCAACCCCCCUGCUCACGUACAGCCUUGCGAUACUGAAAUAGCGGGAAAAAAUACGUCACAACUCUCAGGGCCAGGAUUGAUAUCUAAGAAUACUUUAAAGAGUACAGUUUCUACAUCCUACUCACAUGACAAUCACUCGAUUUCGGAAAGCUUUGUUGAGGUCGAAUCUUUUAAAAAUACGUCAAAAGAUGAAAAUAUUAUUGUCGAUGCUGGUAAGAACGAAGCAUUAGAGGCAAGAAGAGCCGGAGAGGAAGUGUUUAAAGCUAUAUUUGGGGACACUAGUGAUGAAGAUUGUUGA
Messenger RNA from Blumeria graminis f. sp. triticale, 2100 nucleotides. NCBI's taxonomy places the organism in Eukaryota, Fungi, Ascomycota, Leotiomycetes, Helotiales, Erysiphaceae. The record is from the annotation of a GenBank genome assembly.